UGAGAGCUGAUCGAUAGGUUUGUGACAUACGGCUAAAGAGCUACAGUGUGGAGAAUACAGUACUCUCAGAAUGGCUGAUCCCAUGCUUGCCCAGAUGACCAGACUCAAACUCAGGCUGCUGGAGAAGCGACUGGAGAACGAGAGGGACAACAAGGACAGCAGAGCAGAUUCUGCCCCAUCCACCAGGAGUUUUGAUGGACAGGCGGAUGCGUUGCACAGUGUGCUUAGACGAAAAAAGGACCUGCUGCAAAGACUGAGGGAGCAGCACAUGUUGGAGGACCUGAGCAGACCUCACACCUGGGGUGGGACAGGGAGACGGUACCGCCCAGACCUCCUCCUUCCUCCUGUCCCUCUGCCUCCUACUCCGGCCCCCAUCCAUAUCUACCAGCCUGCCCUUGCACCCCCCGCUCCACCCCCGCCACAGCCCCCACCACAGCCCCCACGCAUCAUCCAGCAAAUGUUGCCCCAGCAGCCUACUACCUUCAUUCAGCAGUUACCACAGCAACAGCCCCUCAUACAACAGAUACCCCCUCCUCAGCCUUACCCUGCACCAAGGUCUGGGAGCAUCAAAGAAGACAUGGUGGAGCUGAUGUUGAUGCAGAAUGCUCAGAUGCAUCAGAUCAUAAUGCACAACAUGAUGCUGAAAGCAAUACCUCCCACGGCCCUGUCACCACCUAACCCAGGACAGGAUGUUGUUGUGAGGUCAGCGGUCAAACCAAGAGGAAACGCCGUCCACCACCAUCACUACGGCCCCCAGGCCCAACUGCUACCUCCCAUUGGCUAUCCCAUGUGGCCCUCGAUGACGUCAUCGCUACCUGAAGGGCAGGGCGGGCCUCAUAUGCCGUCCGUGCAGCAUGUGACCUGCCCCAUCACGUUGCCCCCACUCAAUAUGUAUUAGCCUAGCCCUGAACAAUAUUCCCUAACCCCUAUCUUCAGAUAUUGUCUUGAGUGAGCAUUUCAUAUUUCAAAAUAUAUACACAUAGAUGAUUGAUUGUAAAGGUAAAAUGUAUACAUUGAUGUUAUGUUUGAUAAGCAUCAUUUCGGGUAUAGCCAAAUAUAAGGCUUGAAUGGAGAAUUUGCUUCUUGGUCGCUGGAAGCAUGUUGUGAAUUCAAACCUGUUGGCCUACUAUGAUUCGUAGUUGCAAAAGAGUGUGCAAAUGACAAAGGUCUGUAAAACAUGCAUCAGGACUCCAAAAUAAAUCAGACAAGAUUUG
This is a messenger RNA of Oncorhynchus gorbuscha (pink salmon), 1214 nucleotides long. RefSeq lists its product as uncharacterized. The record is from RefSeq and is a predicted model, not a curated record. The coding region runs from base 71 to 898 and encodes 275 amino acids. Lineage: Eukaryota; Metazoa; Chordata; Actinopteri; Salmoniformes; Salmonidae. The transcript is spliced from 8 exons.